Messenger RNA from Fulmarus glacialis (Northern fulmar), 1301 nucleotides. It is a transcript of the gene CCDC170, whose product is annotated as coiled-coil domain containing 170. NCBI's taxonomy places the organism in Eukaryota, Metazoa, Chordata, Aves, Procellariiformes, Procellariidae. The record is from RefSeq and is a predicted model, not a curated record.
AUGAACCCUGCUGUCCUCAAGGUAGGAGCUUCCCCUGGAACUGAGUAUUUGCAACUUCUUGUAACACAAGAAAUAGAAGGUCUUCGUUUGAAAUUAUCUGGCAGCCACAAAAAGCAGGAAGUCAUUUUUUGCAGGCUGGCUGAUCAAGCUGCACAAGUUAUUGGCACAGGAAAUUGUGGAGGUCAGAACUGCAGGACCAAAAAUGCAGCCUUUGUAAGUCGCUGGAUACAGGCGUGGGUGGUAUCUCAGCUUGAAACUCAAAUAGCUAAAUUGACUGAAGCUUUGGAAAAUCAGACCAGAUUGUACCAAGCAGCUCUGGAGAGGAGCAGGAAAGCUGAAAAAUGUUCUGAGACUUUCCAGGAUCAACUGAAACACUUGGAAGAGGAAUUACUGUCUCUAGAUCUGAUGCAAGAUGGUUUGAAGCUUGAGAGACAAAAAUAUCUGAAAUUUCUGGAGCAACUUAAUGAGAAGAUGAAGCUGGAUAGCCUAGCAGCAGAGGUUGGAUUUGAUAUGAAUGUGGAUGCGAUUCUAGCCCGGGUAGAGCAGUUAGUGAAACUGGAAGGUGAUGCAGUGAUUGAAAACAAGACUAUGGCAUAUAGCCUGAGAAGGAAGUUGAAGACUCAGAAAGAAAAACUUGAAAGCAAAGAGCUGCACAUGAACCUUCUGCGGCAGAAAAUAACCCAGCUGGAAGAAGAGAAGCAAGUAAGGACCGCCUUAGCUGUGGAGAGGGAUGAGGCCAAUCUCGCUGUCAGAAAGUUACAUAAGAUGAUAGAGAGGUUACAGAAGCAGCUUGAUCUGGCAAGAGAAACGAAUACUGAUCUCAAAGCCAAGCUAUCUGAAACCAAUGAACUUAAGAUCAAAACUUUGGAGCAGAACAGAACAAUAGAAGAACUCAAUAAGUCUCAAGGCAAAUUGGAAAGAAUGAAAGAAAAGGUUGAGAAACAACUUACCUCUGUCAAAUCAGAACUUCUUUUAAAGGAGCGUAAAGCUACUGAAGAUAAAGAAAAAAACAAAAGUUUGUUAGAAGCAGUUACAAGUGAGAUGAAGGUGCUUAAAACAACCCUUGCAGAAUUAGCAAAAAGAGAGAGACAGCUGGCAGACUUCCGAGAGGUGGUCUCGCGGAUGCUGGGCCUCAACAUUGCCAGCCUGGCUCUUCCUGAUUAUGAAAUCAUUACACGUCUUGAAGGGUUAAUUCACUCUCAUCAGCACCACUACUUCCCCUGUGUCUGCCUCAAAGAUGUGGCAAGGACCAGAGGAACACUUGCAAAGAAACAUACAGCUUCUUCACUGAAACACGUUUU